AUGGCCACGGCAGCUUCCAAUCUCUACAUGCCGAGCAGUGGGAUCCUCACUUCCAACUCCAUCGUCCACACCGAGUCGUCGAGCAUGCAGCAGGCGGGCAGCUUUCGGAGCCACCAGAAACUCAUCCAAAGUGACUACCUGCAGGGGCUCCCCAGCAACGGGCACCCCCUGUCCCACCAGUGGGUGACGGCUUUACCUGAAGGCAGCCCGUGGUCCACGGCGCUGGCGGCGAGCCCCCUGAGCCAGCAGGAUGUGAAGCCCGGCAGGGAGGACCUGCACGGCGGGGCCAGCCUGCACCACCGCGCGAGCCACAUUGCUCACCACUCGCCGCACGCCAACCACCCGGGCGCCUGGGGCGGCGGCGCAGGCGGCGGCGGAGGAGGCGGCGGAGGCGGCGGCGGCGGCGCUCACAACCCCCCUGGGCAGCCGCUCAACAUCUACUCGCAGGCCGCCUUCACGGUCAACGGCAUGCUGGAGCACGUCGGCCCGCCUCCGCCACCGAGCGCCGUGGGCCAGGGCAUGCACCCGGCCGGCCUCAGGGACAGCGGCGAGCACGGGGAGCUGGCGCCCCAUCACUGCCACGACCACUCGGACGAGGAGACCCCGACCUCGGACGAGCUUGAGCAGUUCGCCAAGCAGUUCAAGCAGCGGCGGAUCAAGCUGGGCUUCACCCAGGCCGACGUAGGGCUGGCGCUGGGCACCUUGUACGGGAAUGUCUUCUCACAGACCACCAUCUGCAGAUUCGAGGCGCUGCAGCUGAGCUUCAAGAACAUGUGCAAGCUGAAACCCUUGCUCAAUAAGUGGCUGGAAGAGGCGGACUCCACCACGGGCAGCCCGACCAGCAUCGACAAGAUAGCGGCUCAGGGGAGGAAGCGAAAGAAGCGCACGUCUAUAGAGGUGAGUGUCAAAGGGGCCCUAGAGACCCAUUUCCUGAAAUGUCCCAAACCCGCAGCCCAAGAGAUCUCCAGUCUAGCCGACAGUUUGCAGUUAGAGAAGGAAGUUGUGCGGGUCUGGUUUUGUAACAGACGGCAAAAAGAGAAACGAAUGACUCCUCCCGGCUUGCAUCAACAGGACGAAGUGUUCUCCCAUAGCGUUGACCCAGAGACACCGACACACCACGAUCUUUAA
This is a messenger RNA of Carcharodon carcharias (great white shark), 1128 nucleotides long. Its product is annotated as POU domain, class 3, transcription factor 4-B-like. Gene Ontology annotation, molecular function: DNA-binding transcription factor activity, RNA polymerase II-specific; RNA polymerase II cis-regulatory region sequence-specific DNA binding. Bases 1 to 1128 code for a protein of 375 amino acids. NCBI's taxonomy places the organism in Eukaryota, Metazoa, Chordata, Chondrichthyes, Lamniformes, Lamnidae. The transcript has a single exon. Gene Ontology annotation, biological process: brain development; regulation of transcription by RNA polymerase II. The record is from RefSeq and is a predicted model, not a curated record. Gene Ontology annotation, cellular component: nucleus.